AUGGCCGCCUUGGCAGUGCUUGAGCCGAGCUGGCGGGGUUUCCGCACCUUCGAAGCGCCACCGCCUGGCUGUGUAGGCUGGGGCCGCGAAGAAGCUGAAGAAGAGCGUCGGCCUUCUUUGCUGGACCUCCCAUCGCCAAGACAAGCGAAGGAGGCAAGAGAGGAUCCUGGGAACAACCUGGGGCCUCUGCAGAAUGCUGAGCACUUGCACGAAGCCGAAAAGGCUGAUCUGGAAGCCCUCGCCGAGCGCGAUCCGGCUCUCAAGGAGAUAUUGGAGCAGGAUGCAAUGGCUAUUGGCCGGGAUGCCGCAGCGGAUGCCGCUUUUGAGCUCUACAGGCAAAGCUUGAUAGCCCUGGAUGCCGGACAGAUGCUGACGCAAAAGGCCUUCAAAUGUGUGGCAAGAGACAAUGCCGAGGACUUGCGCCGCCUCUUUGAAACCACGAGCCUGCGCUGGGAUGCCGAGAACGCUGGCGGACAGACGUUGAUAGAAGUGGCUUUGGAGAGGCAGAAAGCCCGAGUGCAAGUAGUCAUCAAGGAGAUGCGCAGGAAGCAGGAAAACGAGGAGAGCAGGACGGCUGCCGGUGAUCAAGACCCGACUGAUUCCAGCUUGCCCAAAGCCACCGAUGCGAAGUCGGAGGAAGUGACAGAACCUGGUAGAGAUGCACAAGAGCCGACGCCGGCGGACUGA
Molecule: messenger RNA, 687 nt
Organism: Symbiodinium necroappetens
Lineage: Eukaryota; Dinophyceae; Suessiales; Symbiodiniaceae
Source: the annotation of a GenBank genome assembly